Molecule: messenger RNA, 1167 nt
Organism: Scedosporium apiospermum
Lineage: Eukaryota; Fungi; Ascomycota; Sordariomycetes; Microascales; Microascaceae
Product: Sterol esterase
Exons: 3
Coding region: 1-1167 (388 amino acids)
Source: RefSeq, a predicted model, not a curated record
AUGAAAGAUGCUGGGUACCAACCGAACAAUGGCCUUGACGAUCAGCGCCUUGCAUUGCUGUGGAUCAAGGACAAUGUUGCAGGCUUCGGCGGCGAUCCUGAGCGAGUCACGUUGGUGGUCGAGAGCUCUGGUGCAGCAUCCGGGUGUUUCCACCUCCACUCCCCCGAACAAUUGUUCCACCAGUUCAUCUCCAUGAGCGGGUCAUCGGUGCAACGCCUGACGCUUGUUAGCCAGGCCGACGCAUCGUACAACUCCGUGACGGAAGUGCUUGGAGCGAAGGAGCUAUCACCCAAGGAACAAAUCCGAACCCUUCUAGAUGCUACAAGAGAAGACUAUUCCGUUAAGAUAGGACGUCGACUCCCCAUCGGCCCCUUGGUCGAUGGCAUCAAGAUCCCAACGUUGACAUCUUACAAAGCGCUCGCCGAUCCAGAUGAGACGAUCAGUCUGUUCCCGGGACUGCGUCAGUGUAAGAGAAUUUUGAUGGGCGACUGUCAAAUGGAUGGUAUGGCCUUCAGUGCCCGCUUUGUAGGGAGAACAGACAUCCUGCCAAAAACACUACAGCAUUGCCUGACUGCAGUAUUUGAUCCCGUCAAUCCGACCAUUGCCACAGCUCUCAUCAAGGCGUACCGGAUCGAUGCCGAGGCGACCUCGAACACCCGUAAGACCGUCGAGCUGGUGCUUAACUUUGCAAAUGACGUGUUGUUCGCCCAGCCUGCUCGUGUGUUUAGCAGGGCUUGGUCCGUGGCCGCUGUCCCGGGGACUGAGGCAUUCCUUUGCCAUUUCAACUGCCCGAAUCCUUGGGAUGGACCGUGGAAGGGUUACGCCACGCACAUCUUGGAUAUCGCCUUCGUCCUGCAAAACUACAACGAACACCUUUCUCCGGGGCAGGCCAAGUGUGCUGAACGGUAUGCCAAGGACGUGAUUGCCUUUGUCAACGGCGCGAGUCCUUGGGCACGGUACGAUGAGAAUGAAAGUGGUAGUGGCGCGAUGGUCUACGACGCGGACGAGGAGGGGACAGAGGACAAGUCAAGGUUCGUCCCCGCCACUUCUGACGAGGCGGGAAAGGAAAGCAAGCGAAGGAAUUUCCUUGAGCAUAUUCUCAAGGAAGAGUUAUUUGACAAGCUGUUGGAUGUUUGGCAAAUGUUUGUCGCCAGCGGGAAGGACUAA